UAUGGGUUAUCGCUACUGCGCAGUGCAUCGUCUCGGCGAACUUUUGUACCCAGGAAGAAGUACACCAAUUGGAAAUAUUUGUCAUCAAGCGAACAUAAAGGCAUUUGAGCUUUUUGCAAGAAUGGAAAUGAAGAUUAGUGAGAUAUUGCCAUGACAAACGUAAUAAACUACUUGCGGAAAUAAACUUGUUAAAAUGAGAUGAUUUUAUAAUUACCAUAGCACUGUUUAUUUGUGAAACUUGUCUGUUAUUUGAUAUGGCUUCCGCUUCAUAUAGCGCUAAACUGUCCGAAUCCAAAUACACCAAUUGGGUUAAGGCUGGAUUAACUGUUCUUUUUACUAAAGAGGGUAUUGAACCUUUCGUUGAUGAUGAAAUAAAAGAGUUCCAGCAAAAAUGUUUGACUGACAUUUGCAACAAUAACGGACUACCUGUUGGUUCCACAUGUUUCAGCUGCUGUACAGAAAACGUUGUUGUUUGUCCAACACACAGAAUCUGUAACUCAGGACGCGGAAGAUGUCGUUUUCAUAGAAAUACUGCAACACAGUAUCUCCCUAAUGGUUGCCCGAAUAAGAUAUGUCAUAGCUUCAAAAACGAAAUCCAACAUGCUCACCGAUUCUUCGGACCGUCUUACAAAAACACUGAUGCUACUCAGUGGUGCAGCAAUUCUUGGGAAGUGGCUAAAUGUUUCAUGCCACCAGAUGGGUACAAGGAUGCGACAAGUGCUGCAGGAACAGACUUUAAUGGCAUCAACAGUGUAAUCAUCAACUGCAAACGCUUUCAGUCAAAGAUCAAUGAUAACCUUGGUAUCAAAAACAACAUUUUUGAGAAGGGUAGAGAUAUCGGCAGAGCUGUUCGACAUUCCCAAACUUUGGAAGUGGAAGAUACAGACUUAAACCAGUACUUCACUGACUUACAGACUUUACUUUCUGAUCCUGGAUAUUUGACUGCUGAUGCAGCUGCAAAUAAUGCUAGAAAGAAAUUAAAAGAGCUUCAGAAUGAUACGCUUGUCAUCGAUAAAGAAGAUAUUAAAAAAGUGUUAGAUGAUGUUGCAAAGGCUGUGCAGUACAGAAUAAAAUCCGAAAGUGAAAAACAGCAGAAAAACCAUGAGAAGCAAAAAUUGGAACUGAUAAAGGAGAUAAAGAAAUCUUUGCUUGCUAUAAGAAGGCACAAAAGCAUUUCAAUGUCUCUUCUGAAAAGAGUUGUUUCGUCUGCUUUAAGCAAAAUUGAAGAAUCAACCAAAGAGUCCCUAGAAAAGAUUCAUGCACAGACUCAAAGGGGUAAGAAAAGAGUAUUACUAGAAACAGAAAAAAGUGUGAAGACUAUUGAAGAAGAAACAGAAAGAGGAAAAAGGAAAGUGAUAAAAACAACUGAUGAAGGAGUGGCGACCAUAGCUAAAGCGACCGAUGGCGCUUUAGAGAAGAUAACAAAAAGAAAGACCGCACAUUCUGCACAGAAAGAUGCAGAUAAAUACAACAAACUACAGCAAGAUUUACAGGCUGAUCUCGUAACAUACUACAGGGAAAAAUGUAAAACAAUUCCUGUCUCACCUGCGCUUGAAGAAAGCGAAGUCCCCUUAUCCUUGUCGACCAGAUGAAAAAGUUUGAGUUUCUUUUUGUCGUUUUUCU
Molecule: messenger RNA, 1623 nt
Organism: Mercenaria mercenaria
Lineage: Eukaryota; Metazoa; Mollusca; Bivalvia; Venerida; Veneridae
Exons: 5
Coding region: 255-1592 (445 amino acids)
Source: RefSeq, a predicted model, not a curated record